Messenger RNA from Drechmeria coniospora, 336 nucleotides. RefSeq lists its product as uncharacterized. The record is from RefSeq and is a predicted model, not a curated record. NCBI's taxonomy places the organism in Eukaryota, Fungi, Ascomycota, Sordariomycetes, Hypocreales, Ophiocordycipitaceae. The coding region runs from base 1 to 336 and encodes 111 amino acids. The transcript has a single exon.
AUGUCUCGCGGCGUCUCAGCUGAUGGCUCAAACUGGCCCACCAGCACAGCUGCCGCCGGCUCCCCUUCGUGCCAGCGGCUAUGGAGCCACGGUUGGCUCGUGCCGUCGUUCACGAGAGUCGUCCUCGGUCGCCAAUUUGAUGUCAUCCCAUCGCGUAUCGGACGACGAAAUAAGAGGAUCCCCGUGCCUCGGCCCUGGGGCCUUGCAUGCGACGAGGUCGGACAGAGGCGAGAUGGCGUCGCACAGAUCUGGUGCGCUCCCCAGCAACCUCCAACAAUGCUCCGACCCGCCAGCAAUUCCACCGCCGUCAACACCACCUGUUUCUCUCCCGCAUAG